Mycena indigotica is the source of this 1101-nucleotide messenger RNA. RefSeq lists its product as uncharacterized. Bases 10 to 1101 code for a protein of 363 amino acids. The record is from RefSeq and is a predicted model, not a curated record. NCBI's taxonomy places the organism in Eukaryota, Fungi, Basidiomycota, Agaricomycetes, Agaricales, Mycenaceae. The transcript has 5 exons.
CAACGACCCAUGCACGACCUCCCUAAGGUAGCCGACCUUCCUCAAGACUUCACCGCCACUGCGAUACGCAACUGGGAAUUUAUAUUAGAGGCAGAAGCACUGGCAAAAGCAAGCCACAGGCGCAACGAGCCCAAAUCCGGCGAUCGACUUGUUGCGACUCGAGUGGUCGGCUUUUUCCUGCUUGACCUUUGGACUCACCAACAACGGCCAUGCUACCUGACGGCUUAUUCGUCAUUCUACAAUGAAAUUACGUCGUGUCGCGCAGAAGCACAACUCGAACGUGCCUACGAGAAAUUGUGGGAGCUUGGUUUGCUCUAUCGUAACCAUCUCUUCCGAGUUUCGCCAACUGAAUCGGAACACCCUUCACGUUCCUCCUUCGAAAGGAUGCGACAAGACUUGAUGGCGGCAAUGCGAAACGCGCCAGUCACAAAUGUUGAUGCGCGAAAGCAGGCUCUCUUUCGUGACGGCUAUGCUUGUACACUCACUGGCAUAUUCAACUUGAGCUCGAUCCCGAAGAUUCAGUGGCUGGGCCCCCACAUCAUGGCAGUCGGAGGGCAGACCGGGUUGGUUCAAUGUGCCCACAUCUUCUCGGAAUCCGCUCAGGAAAGUACUCAAACACAAGACAAAACAAAUUAUGCUGCAAGUGCACUCGCAAUCCUGGAGAAGUUUGGUAUGAACUCUGAGAUGCUCCUUGGGACGAACGUGCAUCGAACGUUCAACACUAUAUCGAUGAGCGCAGCCCUGCAUGGGUUGUUUGAUACCUUGCACUUUUGGUUUGAAGAAGACGUGAACGCCGAGCCUAAUACAUAUAACGUCGUGACAAUGGACCCGUAUCCGAUCGCUUUCUUACCUGCCCGAGUCACAUUCACUGUCGAUCCUCAUGCAUUGGCCGAUUGCGCAACCCAAGGUAUCCCUGUCCCGUCACUUCCAUCUCCAACACUUCUGGCUAUCCACGCAGCGUGCUGUCGGGUAGCUCAUUUGUCUGGUGCCGCAGAACAAGCAGAUCAAAUUCUGCACGAUUUGGAAACUACACAGGUUCUUGCAGAAGAUGGAGGCUCUUCGCAUCUUUUAAUGUCUCGUUUGUUGCAAGUUGUUGCAUAG